This is a messenger RNA of Botrytis sinoallii, 1434 nucleotides long. RefSeq lists its product as uncharacterized. The record is from RefSeq and is a predicted model, not a curated record. The coding region runs from base 1 to 1434 and encodes 477 amino acids. The transcript is spliced from 7 exons. NCBI's taxonomy places the organism in Eukaryota, Fungi, Ascomycota, Leotiomycetes, Helotiales, Sclerotiniaceae.
AUGAAGGAGAGAUUUGUGCAGGAUAUUCCUUUCCCGCAACAAAACUUGGCCAAUGAUAGUUGGAUUAUUGUAGCAAAAAUGGUAAAUCACCGCUUACAGAAACUCCUCGAUCAAAUCAGAGCAUGCACGGUCAUUGAAGGCGUGGAAAGUUAUGCUGAGGACGUUGAAUAUAGUGAAGAGGAGCACCGGCAAGUUCAGGAGAAAAUACUGACAAAGGUCAAUCGAAAACUUCGCGAGCAACUCAGGAAAUUUGAACCUUCAGCAAGAAAUCGAGAAGGGAGAAGAACUCGUGGAGCAGAGAAGCAGAAGAAUACCAAUAAUCGCAAAUCUUCCAAAGAGGAAAACCAAGAUGGUGAUGGUGUUGAUCUUUUGAAUCACACUGGUCGUGCGGAAGUUACAAAUAAUCAACAGGAAGUGAUCAGCACUUCACUUGGAGAUCAGGUAAUGGGAGAUAUUACGGAUGCUGAUGAUGAAGCCGAUAUUGAAGUACAACAAAAGCGAAAGAGAGACGUCCAAUACUUUGAUUAUGCUCCAUGUAAGCCUGCCAAGAAGAGGAAGUCUAGCGAAAAUAAGCUGGCUGGUGAGAGCGAACAGGCACGCAACCAGAGAUUGAGGGAUUUGUAUUAUUCUGGACUCAUUGCGAGUAUGGAAGAUGUCACGGGUCUUGAGAAGGCUGACGCUGCCAAACUACAAGUCGAGAACAAACGAGACCAAGAUACGCGAAAGGGUAAUUCCCAGUAUUCUGAUCCAAUGAUCUUGAAAGAUGAGAUGUCUAGCAAUAAUAAACCCCAGACCGAGAACUCUGAACGCAAAAUACGGGUAGACAUUGACCACGAAGCUCAGGACACAGGCACUGAGAAAAUAAACGAGAAUAUCAACAGAACCCCCUUUGCCUUUCACCGCUCGUAUCAGAAGCAAUUCCCGAAACGGCCAAAUGAAUCACUGCUCGAGUUUCGCGAGAGAAAGCUUGCUGCAUACAUCGUCAGCGAUGAAUACAAACAACGUCAAUCAGCUGGCUUAGGCACUAGGAGUAGCAACGUGACUAAUGAUCUAGAACAAGCCAACAGUGAUGAGGACCUGUCAGAGUAUUUACCAUCAGGUAUGAAUCAGUCGAGUUUGAGCAACCAAGUUGGUACGCAUGCCAUGAAUGAGGAGAUGACAAAUUCAAGACUUCCGCGUCAAGCGAAGAAUAUUUCUUCUCGAGAAGAAUAUCUUCGAAAGCAAGACGCCAGAAUACUUGAGGAACAGAAGCAACAAGUUGGUAAUGAUUACCUGAAAACAGAAGGCGGCAGCCGAUCGCAAAGCAGAGGUAGUUUCAGAUCUCAGCAACAACUCCAGUCGUUCGAUACAAAUUUGUCAGCGGUAGUCCAGCACAAUGAUGCGGUUAUGGCAGGGAGCAAUGUUGAGACAGCUAUUGAUUUGACGUCUGAUUGA